AUCAGUAUCAUCCUCCAAUCAUCCUCUUAUCUGACUGGGAGACGUUGCGAGCGCACACAGGGCGCACAGGGACCCGAAAUCCGUGCACACCAGGAGGGGAACCCCUCAGCUUGUGCAGCCUCAACAGAAACCCACGCUGCAGCCGCCACUUGUCAGAGCGCUGUCCCUCCACUGAGGUGCUGAACCGCAGGACUCGACCCUUCAACUGGUGACGCAGAGCUGAGACUAAUCCAAGAAGAGACUUUCACUCAAGAGACUGAGAAGAAAAAGCAGCAAACCUGUAUUAAAAUAUCCAUGUGUUGAUUUUGUAUGGAUGUGAAGCAGGUCAAGAACACAGAAGACAACCUGGAGCAGAAGUGAUGAAGGCUGGACUCCCCCCCGCCCUCGGCGUCACUCCGGCGGUCUGAGCCAAGCAGCGCGCUGCCGCUUCACACCGGAACCCAGCGGAGCCUCCGUAGAGGAGGAGAGUGACAGAGGCUUUCCAUCAGUGAGGUACGCUCCUCUUGCACGAGGAAAUUAGGGGAUAAAAAAAUAGCUAGGUUGCUCUCCUCGAAGGGCUCUUCAUGCAGCUGCGAAAAUGGGCUGUAUCAGCUCCAAAACGCCAGUUGGUGAAUGUUGAUGACACCGGUGAAAUGUUACCAAAAUCAAGAAGAGCUCUAACUAUUCAAGAGAUUGCUGCGUUAGCGCGAUCCUCCCUGCACGGUAUUUCCCAGGUAGUGAAGGACCAUGUGACGAAGCCGACAGCCAUGGCUCAGGGCAGAGUGGCGCAUCUCAUAGAGUGGAAAGGCUGGUGUAAGCCAAUCGACACUCCAGCAGCCCUGGAGUCAGACUUCAACUCUUACUCCGACCUCACAGAGGGAGAACAGGAGGCUCGCUUUGCUGCUGGAGUGGCAGAGCAGUUCGCCAUAGCGGAGGCUAAGCUAAGGGCCUGGUCCUCUGUGGACGGCGAUGAGUCCAACGAUGACUCAUAUGACGAGGACUUUCUGCCUGCCAACGAGCCCGCCACACAGAGCACAGACGUGCCAUCGUACCCUCCCUACUUGAAGGACCUGAUCCACAGCCAGCUUUGCCAGCACCUGGGCCUGCGAGGACAAUGCUGUGAUGGUGGCGGAGGAGAGGGAGGUGGCAGCGGCGAGCCCUCACCCACAGCACGCUCCCCGGACACCCUGUGCUCCAGCCUCUGCAGCCUGGACGAGCACCACCCGCUACUGCGCGACCUGCGCGGACAUCGCGCCUCGCAAUCCCACAGCAACGCCGCAGAGCUUGCAGCCAAGAUCCUCUCAGCGCUGCAUGGAGGGGAGGAGCUUCUGCUGGCCCGACUUCAGAGGGUGGGCCAGAGCGGGCCAGGCGGAGGGGACUGUGCCUUUCACAGCCUGGGCGGAGGAGGAGGACGGGGCAUCAGGCCCUGCAGGGGUCAGGACUCGCCUUGCUACUCCAUGUCUUACUCUGAGACGUACCUGUCGCCCGGCGAGGACGAUGACAGCCCCUGCAAGGACUAUGAGAGCACCGUGUGCCAGGUGGAGGCAGAGGGUAACGGAGAGUACCCACCCGAAUACGACCCACGCAGGAGGGUUUCUGACGUGGCCUCCUCUGGAGUUGUGUCUCUGGAUGAGGAGGAUGAAGAUGAAGAGGAGAGGGCAGCAGAGCCGAACAACCACUGACUCCUCUCAUCUCUUCUCAGUGUUUGAUCCCUCUCUCUGUGGGGGGAGGGGGGGGGACUCCUCCUCUCCAUCCUGUCUGAAAAGUUUGAACAUCCGCGCAUGUUGUUUUUGGACUGAAGCAUCCGUCUUUGCCUUACUUGCAGCAUUUCAGCCCCUCUCCACCUCCUAACUGCUUUGUCCUCAUUCUACCAGUUUUCUUUUAAGGCGUCAAAACAAUCUUUUUUAUCAGUGUGACAACAAGGGGGCGGGACUGGCUCUACAGCAGUCCAGGGACUUUCUCGUGGGUAUAGUUUUUGGCUCUGUCCCGACCUGGGAAGUAACUCUAAAAAUGGACGCCAUCAACAGGCAACAGAAUGACAGCAGAGUCCGAAACUCUGACUUAUCUUUGCAUGUUUUGCAAGUGCUGAAAUGAUGGGCUGACCCGGUCUUGAGCACGGUUUGUAAUCUCAGCUGUUCUGUAUAACCCCCCCUCGCCCACAACCCCAGUGUCUCCUCUGGGAGGGAGGGCUGACACUGCAUCCUGGGACCUGCCCUUACCUCCCCUCUCUUCUCUCCCUCCCUCCCCCAUCCUUUGCAAGAGACAAAAUAGCAUCCUUUUGGGCAUGGCUUGCUGAGUAUGCCAAACUAUUUAACCCUGUCACUACAAAUUAUGAGCAAAUGCUGGAAUGUCUUUAAAGUGACAGGACAUAGUAUGUAUUUUAAAAUAACAAAGUUAAAAAAAGACUUGUUACAGAUUAUAUGACAGAAAUGAUAUGCUUUUAUUGUACUAGUUUUCUAUCACUCAGACAUGUUGUUGUUCACAUUAUCCCAAACAUCAUUAUGAUGGACAUCUGCCAUAAUGAUGUACCAUAGGUACUGGAUAUUUUUAGAGGUUCUUUGGAUUCCUGCGUGGAAGACACGAGAACUUUGGUUGUCUUAAAAAAAUACACACACAGCAGCAGCAGCAGCAGAGACGACGACAACAACCACUGACAGAAUGUUCCUGAAGUGAUCCUUUGGCGAUUAGAGUUUGACAAAGAAGAGGCGCAGGUGGAACAGACUGAUUUUUUGGUGACGAGGAGAGGUGCAUCGGAGAUUUUCUAUAUUUUUGUAUGCGUUGUCUUGCUUUGAUCUCUUUGCCUAUGCGGCGUGCCAGUGUAUGUGGUUUUUUGCACGAAGCUAACGUGGCUGUAGAUUUCUCCUUUUCUUCGUUAUCACUGUGUGAUAUAGUUUACUGGGAAAAAAAUAACAAUACAAAAUGUGAACAAUUUUUAUUUUGGUUUUCAAAAGAGGAUACUGUGAUACGGUUUGUUAUUGCCAUACGUCAUGAUCCUCAUGAAGAGCUCUUAUUUUCCUUUUUUCAAAAUGCUCUUCUUUCUUUCCUCUCAUACUGAAUCCUAAAAAGCUUUGCCUUUUAAUCUAUUCUUUCCUUGUUUUCUAUGAUAUUUGGCAUGUUUAAGUGUGGCACAUGCAGAAACUCCCCCGUCUGCAUGGCGAUGUGAGGAGCUGUGUUGAGGUUCUCCCAGAGGGACCGUCAUUCAUACAACUCAGGAAACUCCAUUGGACAAGAGCAUCAGUGCAUCCCACUCACUCGCGUCACACCUCCGUCUCUCAUCUUCAGCGUGUGGGUUUGUGUGCAGUUUUAUGUGUCUGUGAGAGAGAGAGAGAGAGCGCCUGGUGUGUGCAGUUAUUUUCUACAAAUAAUUAAAGCACAGAUUCAGCCCCCACAUCUUUCUUUCAGUGUUUGAUCGUUCAGAAAAGCCUCAACGUGCGAGGCUGUAUGUUUGGUGCAAAUGUGUGUGUGGCUGUAUUGUAAGAUGUCAGCGAGCCUUUAAAGCUUGCAUUAUAAACUCAUUACAAACCCCUCCAAUGCA
Messenger RNA from Notolabrus celidotus (New Zealand spotty), 3514 nucleotides. RefSeq lists its product as uncharacterized. Bases 564 to 1661 code for a protein of 365 amino acids. The transcript has 5 exons. The record is from RefSeq and is a predicted model, not a curated record. NCBI's taxonomy places the organism in Eukaryota, Metazoa, Chordata, Actinopteri, Labriformes, Labridae.